Messenger RNA from Histoplasma mississippiense, 780 nucleotides. RefSeq names its product 21S rRNA (uridine(2791)-2'-O)-methyltransferase MRM2. Bases 1 to 780 code for a protein of 259 amino acids. Gene Ontology annotation, molecular function: rRNA (uridine-2'-O-ribose)-methyltransferase activity. The record is from RefSeq and is a predicted model, not a curated record. The transcript has 4 exons. Gene Ontology annotation, cellular component: mitochondrion. Lineage: Eukaryota; Fungi; Ascomycota; Eurotiomycetes; Onygenales; Ajellomycetaceae. Gene Ontology annotation, biological process: RNA methylation.
AUGACAGAUACAAAAUAUUUAAGCCCAGAUCAAAGCGUAGUAGAUUUGGUUGCCGUGGAUCUCACUCGGCCAAACGGUCGUGUAGUUGGGGUGGAUAUAAUUCCUGCUCAACCUCCGAAAGGUGUCUCGACUAUCCAAGGAAACUUCCUCUCGCUGCAGAUACAAGCUUAUGUCCGAGAAUUUCUACGAAACCCUAAUCGUGGACGAGCACAAAGCCUCAACCACUUCAAGAAUGCCGAUCAACGUUCUCAGCCAAGGACCGAUGACGAAGUCGAAGAAAUUGAAGGAUACAUUGAUCGGGAACGAAGUGCUAGUUCGCACAUUACACAAGCAGAUGGGGCCAAUGAAACUAUCCCCGAUGUUGCUGUCGGGGAUAAAACAGUUGAUGUGGUGCUAAGCGACAUGUCUGCCCCCUGGGAACAAACAACUGGUUUCUGGAAGAAAAGCCUUAGUGACCCAUAUCGCAGGAUGAUGAACACGAGCGGAAUGAGCUUUCGAGAUCAUGCCGGAAGCAUGGACCUCUGUAGAGCGGCGCUCGAAUUUAGUUUCAACGUUUUAAAAACCGGGGGUCAUUUCGUUUGCAAGUUCUAUCAAGGGGCCGAAGAUAAAGCACUGGAAAGGCAGUUGAAAGAACUAUUCCAGACCGUCCAUCGGGAGAAACCAGAAUCGUCUCGUAGUGAAUCGAAAGAGGCAUACUUUAUUGGUUUAAGACGGAAACAAAAUGCUGCUAAAGACGCCGUCCUCCGCACCUCUAGUUCAUACGAAUCAAACAGCACUUAA